AUGGCUCCGAACCAAUGCAGUGCCGUUGCAGCUCCGGACACACUCUGGGCCUUCUGUCCUAACACAGGCGCGGCCUACGCUUUUACGGUCUUCUUCGGGCUGUCCUUCAUCGGCCAUGUGGCCCAAGGGGUGCUUUACAAGAAAGCGUAUACCUGGGUGGUUGCCAUGAGUGCUCUGUGGCAGACAGUUGCAUACAUCUUCCGUAUCCUCAGCAUCAACGAGCCGGCCAGCCUUGGUAACUAUGCUGCGUGGUUCGUCCUCAUCCUGGUGGCGCCGUUGUGGACGAACGCAUUCGUAUAUCUCGUGCAGAUGGUGAUGGGCCGCAUGGUCUGGAACUUUACGAGUCGUGCUAAAGUCUUUGGCAUCUCCGCCUGGCGCUUUACGAGCAUUUUUGUGGUCUUGGACGUCGUGGCCUUCGUUGUCCAAGUGUACGGAGCCGCAUCGACGCAGUCCAGCCCUACAAUCUCCAACGAGGAAGUGUUGAAAGAUCUUCACAUCUAUAUGGGUGGUGUUGGUAUCCAGCAGCUCUUCAUCCUUGUCUUUCUGGGUUAUGCCAUUGGCUUCCAUCGGACAAUCAAGAGACAGACAGCUCUGGACGGUCAUGCAAGAUCCAGGGCGCUGGUCAUGCUGUACACACUGUACAUCUGCCUGCUUUUAAUCACCAUCCGAAUCGUCUUUCGCCUCAUCGAGUACUCCAAAGGUCUGCAAAGCACCAUUCCUAACCAUGAGGCUUACCAGUACUGCCUGGAUUCACUUCCGAUGCUGGUUGCGCUCGUGGCGCUCAACGUGGUUCAUCCGGGGAGGCUCAUGCCUGGCAGCGACAACAACUUGCCUUCGAGGAAAGAGCGGAAAAACGGCCUCAGGCACAAGUCAGGUUUCGAGCACUUUGACAUGUCGGCGGCAAGAAAGCCGGAUGAUCGGGAGGACAAUAUAACUUGGGUCUGA
Messenger RNA from Saxophila tyrrhenica, 945 nucleotides. RefSeq lists its product as uncharacterized. Lineage: Eukaryota; Fungi; Ascomycota; Dothideomycetes; Mycosphaerellales; Extremaceae. The record is from RefSeq and is a predicted model, not a curated record. Bases 1 to 945 code for a protein of 314 amino acids. Gene Ontology annotation, cellular component: membrane. The transcript has 6 exons.